Populus trichocarpa (black cottonwood) is the source of this 2124-nucleotide messenger RNA. RefSeq lists its product as uncharacterized. The record is from RefSeq and is a predicted model, not a curated record. Gene Ontology annotation, cellular component: peroxisomal matrix; mitochondrial matrix. NCBI's taxonomy places the organism in Eukaryota, Viridiplantae, Streptophyta, Magnoliopsida, Malpighiales, Salicaceae. Gene Ontology annotation, molecular function: malonyl-CoA decarboxylase activity. Bases 168 to 1775 code for a protein of 535 amino acids. The transcript has 16 exons. Gene Ontology annotation, biological process: fatty acid biosynthetic process; positive regulation of fatty acid oxidation; malonyl-CoA catabolic process.
GGUUCAGUUCGUGGACAGCAAUGUAUCAUCAACAACGAAAGCAAAAGAGAAACCUCAAAAUUUCUAAAAAUUAAAUUAAAUUAAAAUUUAAUUGAACUGAAAAUAAUUAAUGAAAAAAACUGUAAGUGUUGUGAUUAUAAAUGAACAAGAAAGGAUAAUCGAUUUUAAUGCGAACCAAAAUGAGACUUAAUAAUGACCCCUCGAAGCUUUCUCUCUCUCCUUUAGUCUCUAAUGGGAUUAGUCAAAUGAUGUCUAAUCCUCCAAGAAAUGAAGGGUCUUCAGCGGUUUCAAGCAUCAAGUCCAGUGCUUUUGGAAAUCAUACUGAGAGGAAUUUUGAUGUAGUAAAGGAUUCCAUGGGCUUGGCAAUAUCUUUGAACAAAACUGAAUCUUUGGAUGCUGUACUUGAUGAUUUCUCUGAGGGUUAUUUUAGUCUUUCGAAUGAAAAUCGGAAGAAAUUGUUGCUUGUGCUUGCAAAAGAGUAUGAUCUUAAUAGGAAUCAAGUUCGUGAAUUGUUGAAGCAAUAUCUUGGACUUGAACUUCAAAGUGGUAAUGAAGGUGAAUCGAGUAAUGUUGAUGAUGGGAGUGUGUUGUUUUCUGCUUUCUAUCAGAUUGAGAAAAACUUGAGACAAGCUCUUAAGCCGACGUAUGAUGUUCUUUUUGAACGGUUUAAUAAUCAUACUGGGGGUUUGAAGUUCUUGUCGAUUCUUCGAGCUGAUAUCUUGUCCAUUCUCGAACAUGAAAAUAUUGUGUCUUUGCGAGCAUUAGAAUACUUCUUAAAGGAGAAACUUAGUACUUGGCUUAGUCCAGCUGCAUUGGAGCUUCACCAGAUUACAUGGGAUGAUUCUGCUUCUUUGCUGGAGAAAAUUGUGGCUUAUGAGGCUGUGCAUCCAAUCAACAAUCUUUUGGAUCUUAAAAGAAGGUUGGGCAUUGGCCGCCGUUGUUUUGGGUAUUUGCAUACAUCAAUACCAGGUGAGCCCCUUAUUUUCAUAGAAGUUGCGCUUCUGAAGAAUGUGGCUCAGACAAUACAGGAAGUUUUGUGGGACGAUCCUUCCAUACCUGAACCUGAGGCCACAUGUGCAUUAUUUUAUUCUAUAUCGUCUACUCAGCCUGGCUUGGCAGGGAUCAAUCUAGGGAAGUUUCUUGUUAAACGUGUGAUCACAUUGGUGAAAAGAGAUAUGCCACAAGUAUCUACAUUUGCAACACUAAGCCCAAUCCCCGGAUACAUGCAAUGGUUGCUAUCUAAGCUGGCAUCUCAAUCAGUACUUGCUAAAGGAGACAACACGGAACAACCAGCAGGUGGAUCUGGUUCCACUUUUCAGGAGAAUUUACUUGAACCAGAUGAAGAAAGAAUGCUCAUGAAUUCUGCUCCGGAGACUUGUGCUGGAAAAAAUGGCAUGGAAGUGAUGCUGAACUUGCUGACAGCAACAAACUAUGAGUGGACCAGUUCAGCUGAAUUAGUCUCUGCCUUGAAGCCCCCUCUAAUGCGGUUGUGUGCCAGGUACCUUCUCCAAGAGAAGAAGGGAGGAAAAGCUCUAGAUUCUGUGGCGAAUUUUCACUUGCAAAAUGGAGCGAUGGUUGAAAGAUUAAAUUGGAUGGCAGACCGGUCUGAGAAAGGUCUUCGUCAAAGUGGAGGUAUCAUGGUGAACUACAUGUACAGGGUGGAGCACAUUGAAGAAUAUGCUCAAUCAUAUUUCAGCACUGGGCAUAUACAUGCUUCGAGUGACGUUCGCCUCUAUACCAUGCCACAGAAGGAACAUGAGGCGACUGCAGAUUAGCUUUGCAGGAUAAACAUCCAGUACAUAAUUUUGCUUCCAGUUUAGCUAGUUCUUGCAUUUGUAGAUUAUUAAGAAUACAAAGGAAGGGAAGCUCAUGUCUUGCUCAAUUUAUGGUCUUGGAUGAGCUUUGAUCAAAUAAGGUUCAAGAAGAUGCCACACUCUGUUCCAGGUUGACAGAAGACGUCUUUCUUGUUGCUUCACUUCCUGUGUUUGUUUCUGUAACUUUGUAUAUUUGUUUUGCAAUUUCCUUUUUAUAUGGAACAAUAAACCAAUAAAGUGUCAACAAUGUACACGGAUUGAAUACUAGAAAGCAUUACAUUAAAAAGAUAUCUAGCGUAAUCUUCAUCAA